Molecule: messenger RNA, 567 nt
Organism: Tuber aestivum (summer truffle)
Lineage: Eukaryota; Fungi; Ascomycota; Pezizomycetes; Pezizales; Tuberaceae
Source: the annotation of a GenBank genome assembly
AUGUCUGUGAAUCGCUCUCACUGGCGUAAUGUCUCCUUUUAUGAUGCUACCAAUCCCGACCAGGCUCUUGGAGGCGUUGUCCAGAAUGGGUCUAUAACCGAGGCAAAUUUUCUUGACAUGCUAGGGAUCUUACUUGUGAGUGACGGGAGCCCUCUGCGUGUUCAAGAGCGGAUAUCGAGUCAUAUCAUAUCCAGAACGGACCUGCCUCUUGAAACAGGAGUGUAUGAUAUUUAUUGCGACUGUAUGUGCUAUAUUUCCCUUGUUUAUUGGGCGGCCCAAUUGCUGAUUUUGUCAGCCUCUGUCCUAGUCAGCAAUGAGCUUUGGAUACGCCGGGAGGUUUCUCACAACGUCACCGGUAGGGAUCGUACAUUCUGUCAUAGAAUCCGUAAUCGUGAUCGGAAAUGCGUUAUUUCACGAAUGGCAAAUCCUGAACUUGGUAUCAAGGCUCUUGACUGGUCCGGUUACGAGGCUGCCCAUAUCUUCCCUCUUGAGCAUGAAAGCCAUUGGGUUGAGUAUAAUUAUGGACGGUGGAUUACAGACAUGAACGAUAGCACCAGAUCUUCGAAG